CAUCCCAGUAUGGCCCAGUUGAGGCAAAGCCGGGCUCUCAUCAUCGUCAACACCAAUUUCUGCAGCAGUGAUGGUGAUGUGGUGCUUGGAACCCGCAGAGGAGCCCAGAGAGAAGCCGAGAAGCUCUCCAAGAUACUCUCACAACUCAACUACAAGGUGAAGCUGAUGCACAACAAGACAGCCAAGGAGAUGGAAGACCUUUACCGACAAGAGCGUUGCCAUGAGCACGGGGAAUAUUUUGUGAGCAUCAUCUCCAGCCACGGAGACGACGGGGUCGUAUUCGGUUGUGACACGGAACCGCUUCCACUGACUGCAAUUUUCCAGAUUUUAUCUUCAGAGAAAUGUCCAAUGUUGACCCAAAUACCCAAGAUCUUCUUCAUCCAG
Molecule: messenger RNA, 384 nt
Organism: Antrostomus carolinensis (chuck-will's-widow)
Lineage: Eukaryota; Metazoa; Chordata; Aves; Caprimulgiformes; Caprimulgidae
Product: caspase-10-like
Exons: 2
Biological process (GO): proteolysis; positive regulation of neuron apoptotic process; apoptotic process
Cellular component (GO): cytoplasm
Molecular function (GO): cysteine-type endopeptidase activity
Source: RefSeq, a predicted model, not a curated record